CCCGUGUCCCCGCAGUGCAUCGUGAGGUCGUACCUGCAGUGGCUGCAGGACAGCGAUUACAGCCCCCAGUGCCCCCUGUGCCAGGCUGCCCUGGGCGAGAGAGAGACCGUGCGGCUCGUCUGCUACGACGUGUUCCACUGGCCGUGCCUGGCGGGGUGGGCUCGGGCGCUGCCCCCCCGCACGGCCCCCGCCGGCCACCGCUGUCCCCAGUGCGGGGGUCCCCUGUUCCCCCCCCCGAACCUGGAGGGUCCCGUGGCCGAGGCGCUGCGGGCGCGGCUCCGCACGGCGCCCUGGGCUCGGCCCGGCCUGGGGCUGCCACUGAUCGAGGACUCGGAGGAGCCGCCGGAGCCCGAGACCGCCCAGGAGCCGGACGGGGGCUGGGACGCCCCCGUCACACCCCCGGAGCCCCCCCCGAGCCCCCCCCCAGCCCACGCCGUUGUCCACGUGGGGACAGAGACCCCCACCCUGCACGCAGGCUCCGUCCCCCGCAAACCCCUGGGGGGCCGCGAGAGCUGGAGCCCCCCGGACCGCGACGAGGACAAAUACCGGCGGAGACCCCUGGCCUGGGUGCCCCCCAAACUCAGGUGCCGGGUUCGGGGGGUCCCGCGGCGCCCCCUGCUGGCGCUGUGCCUGGGCGGGGCCGCGGCCUUCGCGCUGCUGCUGCUCCUAUUGGGCAGCCUGGGCAGGGGCGGGGCCGACUCCGACCCCGCCCUGGAGCCGCUCAACAACCCCCACGUGCGGGUGGGGCACUGA
Messenger RNA from Pseudopodoces humilis (Tibetan ground-tit), 753 nucleotides. NCBI's taxonomy places the organism in Eukaryota, Metazoa, Chordata, Aves, Passeriformes, Paridae. The record is from RefSeq and is a predicted model, not a curated record.